Molecule: messenger RNA, 944 nt
Organism: Dermatophagoides farinae (American house dust mite)
Lineage: Eukaryota; Metazoa; Arthropoda; Arachnida; Sarcoptiformes; Pyroglyphidae
Product: H/ACA ribonucleoprotein complex non-core subunit NAF1
Biological process (GO): ribosome biogenesis; pseudouridine synthesis; box H/ACA snoRNP assembly
Cellular component (GO): sno(s)RNA-containing ribonucleoprotein complex
Molecular function (GO): RNA binding
Source: RefSeq, a predicted model, not a curated record
CAGUUUUUAAUCACGUGAUCCAAGCAUGGUUUUUUUUUUGCUCAUUUGUUACAAGCUUGAAUUUCUAUAUUUGAAUCAUGGCCCAUCGACCAAUUGUUGUUUAUUCAUCUGAUUCAGAUUGUAUGGAAGAUGGUGAUGAUGAUGAUGUUGUCAAUAAUAAACAGCCAAAUCCAAUUUCUGUUGAUGAAUUAAUUAUUCAAGAUAUUAUCGAUCGAAUAUUGAUAAAAGUGCAAAAACGUGUUAUCAUCAAAAAUUCUUUUGGAUCACAUCGCGAACAACCUAUUCAUUAUGAUUCUGAUGAUUCUGGCGAUGAUCAUCUUUCACCAUGGUCCAUUGAUAAUGAUGAAUCGGAUAUUAAUAUCGAUGAUGAUUCUGAUACGGAAACAACGACCAUUGCUUGUAAAACAAAAGGCGAAUUAACAUUUGAUGAACUUCCUAAAAUCGAACGAUUAAAUAUUCAUUCUCCAAUCGAACAGCUGACACAAAUCGGUACGGUUAGUUCAAUUGUCAAUCAAUUGGUUAUCAUCCAAUCAUUUACAACGGUUCAUGUAUUGGAUCUUGAUUCAACUUUAUUCCUCAAAGAUGGUUCUGCAUUAGGACAAAUAUUCGAUGUUAUUGGACCUGUAAGACAGCCAAAUUAUGUGGUUCGUUUUAAUUCACCAAAAGAAAUUCAUGAUAUGAACAUUACGAUUAAUAUGGCCAUAUAUUAUAAUGGAUAUUUUCCCGAACCAUAUACUAAAUAUGUUUUUGUAAAUAAUUUAAUCACAGAAAAAGGAUGUGAUGCAUCAUGGAAAGAUAAUAAUGAACCACCACCAGAACAUCAAGAUUAUUCUGAUGAUGAACAAGAACGAAAAGCACGAUGGAAAUAUCAAGCUAAAUCAAGAAUAAAUCAUGGAAAAUAUGAAAAUUAAAAUGUAAAUAAAAUAAAAUUUAUUUUUAUCAUC